CAACACCGGCUGAGGCUGACCCAAUGUGUGGUUGUCACUUCCUAAAUUUGAUGAACUUUAAACGCUAAAUAACUCUGUCUCAUCCUUCAGAUACUCCGCUGUGUAUUUGAACUCACCAUUUAAAGCGGUGUGCUGUAUGACGACGACUUGUCAUUCUGUAAAUAUUCUGCCGACCUAAAGUAGGAACUUAACUUCUCCUUCUAGCUAGGCUAACCGCUCCAUGGCACCUCUCCGGGUUCUGUGCAUACACGGUUACCGUCAGAACGGCAGCUCGUUCCGUGAGAAGACCGGAGCUCUGCGGAAGCUGCUGAAGAAACAAGUGGAGCUUGUUUACAUGAGCGCACCGCACAGUGUGCAGCAGGCCAGCAGUGAAGCUCCAGAGAAGGAGAAUGGUUCAGGUCCUGGCCCUGGAGGUGAUGAGGAUCCCAGGGGUUGGUGGUUUUCUGAUGUCCAGGCUCGGAGUUUCAGCGCUCAGCAGCAGUGUGAGGAAAGCCUAGGGAUCGAAGAGAGUGUGUCGUUUGUGAGAGAAGCUUUGAAGGCCCAAGGUCCAUUUGAUGGCAUCCUGGGCUUUAGCCAGGGAGCAGCUUUUGUGGCCAUGCUGUGCUCUCUUCAGGAACAAAAACUGGAGCCAGAGUUCAACUUCCGCUUCGCCAUCCUUGUUGCUGGUUUCCCCAGCGCGUGUAAGGAACACCAAAAAUUCUACAACACUUCGCUUCAGAUCCCCUCCCUGCAUGUGUUCGGACUGGAGGAUCGAGUGAUCCCUGACAACAUGAGCAGGGAGCUCCUCCCCUCCUUCCAAGACCCUCAGGUCCUGACACAUCCCGGUGGCCAUUUUGUUCCUGCCGCAUCUGCUCACAGACAAACCUACCAGGACUUCCUCAAGAGGUUCCAGUGAGUCAAGCUACAAUCUGUGAAUAAGACUCCAGUUCUUAAAUGUGUCCGGGGAAUGUUGAUUAUUUCAUGUUGUGAAAACAUAAUUGGAUCCAGAGGCGCUUUGAGUUCAAACUCAUGACAUUUGGAUCCUGUCUUUCUCUCUCUUUCUGACUCAUCCAAAACAAUUCAAUGAAUGCUGUCCUUCUCAGGGAAGAUGUCUUGCAUCAGACAAUAAAUAAGAUGAUUUAUUUUA
This is a messenger RNA of Seriola dumerili (greater amberjack), 1126 nucleotides long. It is a transcript of the gene ovca2, whose product is annotated as OVCA2, serine hydrolase domain containing. Gene Ontology annotation, cellular component: cytoplasm; nucleus. The coding region runs from base 221 to 895 and encodes 224 amino acids. The transcript has 2 exons. The record is from RefSeq and is a predicted model, not a curated record. Gene Ontology annotation, biological process: response to retinoic acid. NCBI's taxonomy places the organism in Eukaryota, Metazoa, Chordata, Actinopteri, Carangiformes, Carangidae.